Salvia splendens (bonfire salvia) is the source of this 399-nucleotide messenger RNA. RefSeq lists its product as uncharacterized. NCBI's taxonomy places the organism in Eukaryota, Viridiplantae, Streptophyta, Magnoliopsida, Lamiales, Lamiaceae. The record is from RefSeq and is a predicted model, not a curated record. Bases 1 to 399 code for a protein of 132 amino acids. The transcript has a single exon.
AUGGAGAAGCAAGGUAUUGAUUGUUUGAGGAUUGCAAAUUUAGACUAUGCACUUCGGACGGAGCAACCCGCCCCUCUUACUGAUGAAAGUUCCGAUGAGGAUAAACGGAAUUUUGAGAGGUGGGAACACUCCAAUCGCAUGAGUCUUAUGAUUAUGCAACAUACCAUCCCUAAAAACUCUCGCGGUACUGUCCUGAAAGAAGCAACUGCUAAGAAAUUCCUCGAGGCAAUUGAUAUGAAUUUCGCAAGCAAUGAAAAGGCCGAACCGACUUCAUUGAUGCAUAAACUUGUGACCAUGAGGUAUAAUGGACGAGGGGAAAUUCGGGAGCACAUUAUGGAAAUGUCAAACACUGCUUCAAAGCUUACGACACUUAAUUUACGAUCAAUGAUGAUCAACUAG